Pelodiscus sinensis (Chinese soft-shelled turtle) is the source of this 1942-nucleotide messenger RNA. The record is from RefSeq and is a predicted model, not a curated record. NCBI's taxonomy places the organism in Eukaryota, Metazoa, Chordata, Testudines, Trionychidae.
UGGCCUCUGUGAGGUCAUUGCCUUGUGCUCUGUAUUCUGUGGGACAGCUGGCUUGCCACAACCUCUGAUAUGACUGUUUGGAUUUGUCUUUCCUUCUUUCCCGCUGUUGUCAAAGAAACGUAGAAAGGAUGGAGGAGAUAUUGGUCAUGUACAUGAAGAGUUUGUGAUUUUGAUGAAAAGUCAUAAACUGAUCUGAAACAAAACCUUGUGAGAACAGUGUCAAAUCUCUUCUCUGGAAAUGUUGUCCAUCUUUGGUACAGAGAGAGAUAAACAAAGGGUGCUUGCCGCCAGCCAGACUCUAUAUGAUUUCAUAUACAUAUAUGUCUCUUCCACUAAUACAAUAUUCCGAAUCCUCAAUCAACACCUUGGCACCAACUUCCCAAUCAUUACAGUGAGGGAAAACUUGAGCAUUAAGGAGAACCUUCAGCUCCUAAUCAGUACGCUGAAAGAGAUGCAGUCUGUUGUGGAAAUGAAAGACAAAGACGUGCAGAAGAGCAUCAGCCACUGCUUGUACACUAAGAUUGCUGGACCCAUCACGUCUCUGCAGGAGAAGAUUACUGUCCUGAAAGAUCUUUAUGAAAAUUAUAAGGGGAUCCUAGGAAGUAUCAUUGGCCCAGUGGCUGCCGUACUACUGAAACAUAGCAAUCUUCCUGAGACUAUAGAGACUGCCAUUCGUCAUAUAGCGACUUCCCCUGCCCUGUCCCUCCGAGUGGUUGACCUUCUGAUGAGUCACGAUGAAAUUGCCAAAAUAUUUCCAACUACUACUGAGCACAAUCCUUCCGGGAGUAAGGCUGAAGAAGCUAGACCUCGCAGUACAUCAACUUCCUUCUCAUUUUCCAACUUCUUGAAAUCUGUCCUUUGGGGACACGCUUCUACAAACAUCCUGAAAAUAACCGCCGACUCUCUGGAGGAGGCUGUCAGAGUGCUGAGACCAUCUUGUGAAUCUUUCCAGUGCAUUGUUAAACUGGCUGAGGUCUAUAUCUCACUGAUAACAGACAAGUUGCAGUAAUCCAUACAGCAACUGUUUGUGAGUUAGAAAUAUGCCUCUUUUCUUACACCAAGAGAAGUUGCACAAAGAAACAAGAGAAGGUUGUGGCUAAUUGCUGAACCCACAAUAAUUUCUGCAAUCACCUUUGGUGUCUAGAUUUGAACAUUGAACUAAGGAAUCAAGGUGAAGUCUUCUUGCUUUGUUAAUUUAAAACCUUGAUUAAAGAAAAAUCAAUGGGAAAUAAAAUGUAAUAACCAAAAUCUGAAACAGUUUCUAUUUUAAUAAGUAUGUUUGAACUUUCCGAGAAAGCUUUUUAGAGUAUUCUGAUAGCAGCAAUUCAGUUUGGCAGGUCAGGUUAUAGUGGUUAGCUAACAGAAAUUAAAAUUGAAAUAAACUAUGGUAUUGACAGUACCACCAUGGUAAGAUUUUCAUCUGAUUGACCAACAAAAAAUAGUAAAUCACUGUGAUUUGAGAUGAGAAGUUUCUGGAUAAUCUGGGGCAGAGUGAAAAAUAAUCUUAUAGUCUGCCACAGGCUUUGUGUGCAGCUUUUGGGUAAAUCAUUUAAUUUCUCUUUGCUUCAGGUUCUCUGUGAAUCUGGCAGAUUUUUCCCUAUCAUAAAGAUGCGUUGUGAGGGUACAUUUAGGAAUGAAUGUUCACCACUCUGAAAUGCUGGAAUGGAAGGAAUUGUAUAAGGGCAAAUAUUAUUAUGAGACUAAACUUUUGUGUUGGGGCAAGUAAACUAAAGAAACAUAACUCAUGAAAGGGAUUUGCAGAAGCUCUUUCACACCAAUGUAUGAUCUCAGAAACUAACGUGUUUUCUGUUACUUUCUGUCAGCCGACGGUCAGGGCAGUGUGUAUCCUGGGUUUAUAGGAAGAGCCUAUUACAUCUCAGAUUUUAGCUGCUAGAAUACAGGAUCCCUUCACAGCGGGCAGUCCAGGAAAGACUGAGAGAUG